GAACAUGAAGCAGAAAAUCUAAUCAUUUGAUUGGUCAGACGUGAUCACGUGACAUCAUGUUUUGCCUUUCCUCUCGUGAUGUAUGUAACUUUGCAUUUGCACGUUGAUCUGAUUGAAUGUAGCGAUAUAAUCUGACAGAGUGUUGCGACGAUGGCGAAGUGUGUGGUCCAAGGAUGCAUAAACCACAGUGAUCUCAGACCGGGCGGGCAAUCGAGCCGUACGCACAAGAGGUUUUUCAGGUUCCCCAAAGACAAGGCCCGAGUGAAAGUGUGGCUGGCCGCUUUACGGGAGACUCCGCUCGAAAUCACAGAUCAGCAUCAGAUAUGCGAGGAUCAUUUCCUGAGCCAUCACAUCACGCCGAACGGCAUUAGCCCGGACGCGAUCCCUAUUAUGCCGCCAUUAGAGGGACCGGUCGCCGGCUGGAGCUCGUGUGAUGAGCAGGACGAGCACUCGGACCCAGUUGAGGAGGGUGAAGUUGCUGCAGAAGAAGAUCUUUAUGAUGUCGAGUUUGAGGAUUAUGAGGAAGAAGAAGAUGAAAACCACAGUCUUGCAGAUAAUGGUCCAUAUAGCAUGAAUAGUAAAUUCCAAGGACAGUGUUACACUGAAAGUUUAAUUAACAAUCCCAACAUUAACAAUCAUGUGAAUCAAGCAACAGGGGCAUCCUCCAGACAAGCCCAGAAUCGCUCUGACGUUGCUCUUGGACGACUGACCAAACGCUUCAUGCAGCUGCUUCACACAGCACCAAAUGGAGUCCUUGACCUCAAUGAGGUUACUCGAAAACUGGGCACACGAAAGAGACGGGUGUAUGACAUCACCAACGUCCUAACCGGCAUCCAGCUAAUCAAAAAGAUGUCCAAAAACAAGGUCCAGUGGAUGAAUCCAGCACCAAGCAACUUCGGGAACCAGUGGAGUGCCAAGACGAAAGCUGACCUACUUCAUCUGAAGUCAACGGAGGAGGCCCUUGACUGGCUCAUCAAAGACUGUGCCCAACAGCUUUUUGCCCUGACCGACCUCAAAGACAAUGCUGACUCAGCUUAUGUCACAUAUGAGGACAUCUGUCAGAUUGGCGUUUUCAAGGACCAGACUAUAAUAGCUAUAAGGGCCCCUGAAGAGACAAAGCUAGAGGUGCCCACUCCCACUGAAGAAUCUAUCCAGAUCCACUUGAAGGGCUGCCGAGGGCCCAUCCAUAUACUCACCUGUGAGACUGAGGGCCCAAGUGAAGCUGUGGAUCCAACUAACACAGAAUCGAAGCUUGUCAAACCAGCCUGCUUUCUAACACUAGAGGAGAGCCAGAUUCACACACAACCACUUAUAUCAGUAAAGGCAUCCAGAAAGUUUAAAUAUCAAUGGCGGGCAGACAGUAUUGCGGCCGAACAUUGUUGUGUCCCAUUGUGUUCGGCUUCCUCAAAGUUCAACUCUGUGCUGAGCUUUCACUCUUUCCCCACGGACGAAGAAAGAUGCAAAAAGUGGAUAUGCAGCAUUCAACGCAAGGAUUUAAUCAUCACUUCCCAUAUGAGAGUCUGCAGUCGUCAUUUCAAGAGUGAAGAUGUGAAAGAGCCAUUGACUCCUAAAGGGCGCCGCUUGCUGAAGAAAGGGGCUGUACCCACCUUAUUCCAGUGGAACAACUACUCUGCUCCAGCACCACUGCAGAGUGGUGAACUUUGCAGCAGUUGAUAUUGCAUUGGAUAGGGCUGCAGAAUGAUUGACUGAACUUUUUUUCAUAUUU
Molecule: messenger RNA, 1726 nt
Organism: Sinocyclocheilus rhinocerous
Lineage: Eukaryota; Metazoa; Chordata; Actinopteri; Cypriniformes; Cyprinidae
Product: transcription factor E2F1-like
Exons: 8
Coding region: 151-1674 (507 amino acids)
Biological process (GO): regulation of transcription by RNA polymerase II
Cellular component (GO): RNA polymerase II transcription regulator complex
Molecular function (GO): RNA polymerase II cis-regulatory region sequence-specific DNA binding; DNA-binding transcription factor activity, RNA polymerase II-specific; protein dimerization activity
Source: RefSeq, a predicted model, not a curated record